CCCCAAGCAGAAAAAUUUGUCUAAAUUGUAUGAAGUGCGGCAGGGUCCGAAGGAGGAUCCAUCCAGUUUUUAUGGGAGGUUAUGCGAGGCAGCCAGACAGUGGACGGAUUUAGAUCCAGAGCUGCCAGAAAAUGCCAAGAUGUUUAACACACUGUUUAUAGGACAGUCAGCCCCAGAUAUUAGAAGAAAACUACAGAAGACUGAAGGAGCAGCUGGAAUGAGCAUCAGCCAAAUGAUUGAGAUUGCUUAUAAAGUAUACUCCAACAGAGAUCAGGUUAAGGAGAAAAGGGAAGAUAAGAGAAUAAAGGCACAGGCGUCGUUACAAGCAUCGUUGUUGGCAGUGGCAAUUGUAGAUCAGAGGAGUCGGGGACGAGGCAGGGGAAGUAGAGGGCAUAGAGGAGGCAUGGGCUAUGCUCCGGGAGGCUACGGCCAGGGUCCCAGGUUGGGACCUAAUCAGUGUGCUAUUUGCAAGCAGGAAGGGCAUUGGAAAAAUGAGUGCCCCAAGAGGGAGAAGAAGAGACGAGAGGAGGAAGAAAGAUUGUUGAUGUUGGAUGGUUCUGACCAGGAGUGACGGGGACCGAGGGCUAACACUAAAGUAAUCUCUGUCUCCCCCGACGAGCCCCUGGUUAAAAUGCAAGUAGGGGGAGAACUUAUUGACUUUCUAGUAGAUAGUGGAGCCACGCAUUCAGUUGUAACCAAUUUUAAAGGACCCUUAUCAAAAACCAAGAUCCCCAUAAUUGGAGCCACCGGCCAGCGGACGUAUCGUCCUUUUGUGCCACCCAUGGAAUGCAAAUUGGGAGGAAAGAAAGUGUCUCAUCAGUUCCUGUAUAUGCCUGAGUGCCGCAUACCUUUGUUUGGGAGGGAUUUGCUGUGCAAAUUGCAGGCCCAAUUGACCUUUUCAGAGGGAAAUAUUACUAUGAAGAUACCAACUGAGGAAGCCUGGAAAUCUCAGGUGUGUCUCCUAUUGCAGGAGGGGGAGGAAGGGAGAAUUCCCCCAGAAGUAGAAGAUGCUGUAGUACCAUGGGUAUGGGCAGGAGAGAAGCCAGGAAGAGCCAAACUGGCUACCCCUGUAAGCAUUGAUUUAAAGCUGGGAAUUACCCCGCCCAUGGUGCCACAGUAUCAAUUGAAAAUAGAAGCUUGGAAAGGCCUGGAACCAUUGAUAAAGAGAUUCCUUAAAUAUGGUUUACUUCAGGAGUGUCAAUCAUCUUUCAAUUCCCCCAUUUUGCCUGUAAAGAAACCCCACAGUAAUGAGUAUCGUUUCGUGCAGGACCUCAGAGCCGUGAACAAGGUCACGGUGACCCUUCAUCCAUUGCACUUUGAUGAUAUCAGUGUUAUCUUCAAGCUUCGAGGUGGAACUCAAGUGGUUUUGACAAUGCUAUAA
Messenger RNA from Alligator mississippiensis (American alligator), 1381 nucleotides. RefSeq lists its product as uncharacterized. The record is from RefSeq and is a predicted model, not a curated record. Lineage: Eukaryota; Metazoa; Chordata; Crocodylia; Alligatoridae. The coding region runs from base 632 to 1381 and encodes 249 amino acids. Gene Ontology annotation, molecular function: aspartic-type endopeptidase activity. The transcript is spliced from 3 exons. Gene Ontology annotation, biological process: proteolysis.